AUGGCAGUAAUCAAUAAAAGUCACCCUGAAGAGUUCAUUCUACUUGGCUUUUCAGACCAUCCUUGGCUGGAACUCCCUCUCUUCAUUAUUCUUCUGGUAACAUAUCCACUGGCCAUGAUGGGAAACAUUGCCAUCAUUCUGCUGUCUAUAUUAGACCCCCAUCUCCACAGCCCCAUGUAUUUCUUCCUCACUAACCUCUCCUUUCUCGACAUGUGCUACACUACAAGCAUUGUGCCUCAGAUGCUAACUAAUCUAGGUGGCUCCACUAAGACCAUCAGCUACAUGAGGUGUGUAGUUCAGCUUUAUUUCUACCACACAAUGGGGGGCACAGAGUGUGUCCUCCUGGCUCUUAUGUCCUUUGACCGCUAUGUUGCCAUCUGCAGACCUCUGCACUAUACCCUUAUCAUGAAUCAGUGUACUUGCCUCCUGUUAGUGUCCACUGUGUGGCUGAUAGGAAUUUUCUAUGCUGUCUCAGAGGCUACUGUGACACUGCAACUGCCACUAUGUGGCCACAAUGAAUUGGACCACUUGGUGUGUGAGAUUCCUGUUAUAAUAAAAACUGCCUGUGGUGAAAAGGAGACAAUUGAGCUUGCUCUCUCUGUGGUAUGCAUUUUUAUUUUAGCUCUUCCUCUAUGUUUAAUUCUUGCCUCCUAUGCCAGUAUUGGACAUGCUGUACUUAAAAUCAAAUCUUCAGAGGGAAGGAAAAAGGCCUUUGGAACAUGUUCCUCUCAUCUUGUAGUUGUUCUCUUAUUUUAUGGCCCAGCCAUUAGCAUGUAUCUUCAGCCCCCCUCCUCUAUUACAAAAGACCAACCCAAGUUUAUGGCUCUUCUCUAUGGAGUAGUGACUCCUACUCUGAACCCCUUUAUCUAUACUCUAAGGAAUAAGGAUGUAAAGGGGGCAUUAGGUAACCUAUCCAGGAACAUUUUUAGUUCAAAGUGA
This is a messenger RNA of Onychomys torridus (southern grasshopper mouse), 939 nucleotides long. Its product is annotated as putative olfactory receptor 2B3. The transcript has a single exon. The record is from RefSeq and is a predicted model, not a curated record. NCBI's taxonomy places the organism in Eukaryota, Metazoa, Chordata, Mammalia, Rodentia, Cricetidae. Gene Ontology annotation, biological process: G protein-coupled receptor signaling pathway. Gene Ontology annotation, molecular function: G protein-coupled receptor activity; olfactory receptor activity. Gene Ontology annotation, cellular component: membrane. Bases 1 to 939 code for a protein of 312 amino acids.